AUGGUCUCCCUCCGAUUCCCCACAGCCACCUUCGCCCACCUGCCCCCUCCGCCGCCACCCCACCGCACCGCCAUCGCGGCCGCAAUUGCCGCCGCCGCCGCGGCAGCGGCAGCCGCAGCCAGCUUCUCCCUCACCGCCAAAUCUGCCGGAAGGCCACUCCCGCACCCGGCGCACUCCGCACCCCUCUGGGCCUCCCUCUCCCUAGCCGACGGCGCCACCCCCGGCAACGUCGAGCCCCGCACCGGCGCCGCAUUCCCCGCCGAGGCCGCCGGCGGGCGCCGCCUCCUCGGCGUCGGCCUCCGCAAGACCACCAUCCUCGGCCUCAAGUCCAUCGACGUCUACGCCUUCGGCGUGUACGCGGACGACAGCGAUCUGAAGCAGCUGAGGGACAAGUACCAGAAGCUCCCCGUCUCCGAACUGAAGGAAAGCGCUGAGCUGAUCAGCGACGCGCUAGAGCGCGACAUACGCAUGACGGUUAGGCUUCAGAUCGUUUACGGGAGGCUCAGCAUCGGGUCCGUCCGGAGCGCUUUCGAGAAGAGCGUGGGAAGCAGGCUUCUGAAGUUUGGAGGACCAGACACCAAGGAGUUGCUUCAGAGUUUUGUUUCACUUUUCAAGGAUGAAUACAAAUUAUCAAAGGGAUCUGUAAUUGAGCUUUCGAGGGAAUCAAACCAUGUGCUUAAAAUUAGUAUUGGAGGAGAAGAAGUGGGAAGUAUCCAGAACAAGCUCUUGUGCCAGUCAAUCUUAGAUCUGUACAUUGGAGAUGACCCAUUCGACCGAAGUGCGAAAGAUAACAUCCAAGGAAGUUUGGCUAGCAUAAUUAAAGCCUAGAAAUAGUGCUCGAACUUCAAUGUCAUGUAACUUUUCUCACGAACUUUCGUUCUAGGUCCAAGAUCGAGCACUGCUAGGUUUGUUUAAACUUCUGUGGGAUGAAUGAUUUCCUUCUAGUCUUAACUUCCUUUCUUCAAAAGGGAAUAAAAGUAUAUGCUGACCUUAGAUUUUCAUCUUGCA
Molecule: messenger RNA, 1008 nt
Organism: Lolium rigidum
Lineage: Eukaryota; Viridiplantae; Streptophyta; Magnoliopsida; Poales; Poaceae
Product: fatty-acid-binding protein 1-like
Exons: 4
Coding region: 1-828 (275 amino acids)
Molecular function (GO): intramolecular lyase activity
Source: RefSeq, a predicted model, not a curated record